AUGACGGCUAUCAAGGAAAUUCGGAAUCAGCUUCCCACAAUUCGACACUUUGGGCCAGGCCUUGUUGUUGUCUUCGUCGGCGGCACCAGUGGCAUCGGCGAGAGUACUGCUCGAGAAUUUGUGCGAUAUGCAGUCAGCCCGAGGGUAUACUUGAUAGGAAGGAGCCAGGAAGCAGCGACACGAAUUCAGCGCGAGUUCCAGGAGCUCAAUUCUUCCAGUGAGGUGAGGUUCAUCAAAGCCGAUGUAUCUCAGCUACGCAGUGUGGACGAUGUCUGCCAGCAGAUCAAGGCACAAGAAACAAAGAUCAACCUGCUCUUUCUGUCUGCUGGCAUUUUCCACUACAGAGGACGCGAAGAAACGCCCGAGGGCCUUGACCGCAGGUUUGCCCUCGACUUUUACUCGCGCCUGCGGUUCACCGAGAACAUGCUGCCUCUAUUGCGAGAAGUUGUGAGAGACGUCAGCGCUGAAUCUAACGCUCAAUCGCCGCGCCUUGCAAGCGUGGUCUCGGUGCUCGGUGCCGGUAGAGAAAAGUCGAUUGAUACGUCCGACUUGCCCCUCAAACACAAAUACAGCCUGGGAGCUUGCACCCAACACGCCACCACCAUGACGACGCUCUCUUUUGCUAGGCUUGCUGCAGAUCAAAACAACGCUGGGAUCACUUUUUUCCAUACCCGGCCGGGCAUAGUUAAGACGAAUGCGGACCGCGAGCUAGGCACGGCCUUUAGGGUACUGCUGGGUGCCUUCAGUAAGGUGUUCAAGGCGUGGACUGUACCGGUGCGAGACGCUGGAGAGCGAGGCCUGUGGGCGGCAACGAGCAGCGCGUUCGAGCCCGGGCAGUUGCAUCUGGUGGCGGAGAAUAGUGAACGUCUCAAUAAUGGUCAAAUAUUGAAGCAGCUGGAGGAUGACGGCACAUCAUCCAAAAUCUGGGAGCACACUCGAGAUGUUUUCCAGGCGAUUUGCUACAAUCCGGCGGGAAAAUAUCAGCAGUGA
Aspergillus udagawae is the source of this 990-nucleotide messenger RNA. RefSeq lists its product as uncharacterized. NCBI's taxonomy places the organism in Eukaryota, Fungi, Ascomycota, Eurotiomycetes, Eurotiales, Aspergillaceae. The transcript has 3 exons. Gene Ontology annotation, biological process: secondary metabolic process. The record is from RefSeq and is a predicted model, not a curated record. The coding region runs from base 1 to 990 and encodes 329 amino acids.